GGCGGCUUAUAAAAAGGAGCGGAGGCAGACAUCUUCCGAGCCAGCCGGUCCGGCGUCUGACAGCGGCGUGGGCGGGGGCGAGAGAGAAAACCAACCCGCUUUCUCUGGCUUUUUGCACUCGCAGUUGACGUUUCAGGCUCGGCAAGAUGGUCAAAGAAACCGGCUACUAUGACAUGCUGGGCGUCAGUCCCAAGGCCUCGCCCGACGAGAUCAAGAAGGCUUACCGAAAGCUGGCCCUGAAGUACCACCCGGACAAGAACCCGAACGAGGGGGAGAAGUUCAAACUUAUAUCUCAGGCCUAUGAAGUUCUGUCUGACUCCAAGAAGAGGGAUCUGUACGAUCAGGGAGGGGAGCAGGCCAUUAAGGAAGGAGGAAUAGGAGGAGGAGAAUUCUCUUCCCCAAUGGACAUUUUCAACAUGUUUUUUGGUGGGGGAGGAAGAGUGCACAGGGAGAGGAGAGGGAAGAAUGUGGUACAUCAGCUGAGCGUGUCGCUGGAAGACAUGUACAACGGCACAACACGAAAACUCGCCCUCCAGAAGAAUGUCAUCUGUGAGAAGUGUGAUGGCCAUGGAGGCAAGAAGGGCGCCCUGGAGAAGUGCUCCAACUGUAAAGGAAGAGGUGUGCAAAUCCAGGUGCAACAGAUUGGACCCGGCAUGAUCCAGCAGAUCCAGAGCAUGUGUGGGGAGUGCCAGGGACAGGGAGAGAGGUUCAGUGCGAAAGACCGGUGCAAGAACUGCAAUGGCCACAAAGUUGAGCGGAAGAAGAAAAUCCUGGAGGUUCACGUCGAUAAAGGUAUGAAAGAUGGUCAGAAGAUUACAUUCCAUGGAGAGGGAGACCAGGAACCUGGGCUUGAGCCUGGUGAUGUCAUGAUUGUCUUGGAUCAGAAAGAACACCCAGUUUUCCAAAGGCGGGAAGAUGACCUCAUCAUGAAAAUGGAAAUCAAGUUAGUCGAGGCCUUGUGUGGGUUCAAGAAGACCAUCCGGACUCUGGAUAACAGAACACUCAUCAUAAGCUCAUCUCCAGGUCAAGUCAUUAAGCACAACGACAUCAAAUGUGUACAGAAUGAAGGCAUGCCUGUGUAUAGGGAACCCUAUGAGAAAGGACUGCUAAUAAUUCAGUUUACGGUAAAAUUCCCAGAAAAUGGAUGGCUUCCACUACAGACAAUUCCAAAGCUGGAAUCUCUGCUGCCUCCAAGAGAUGAACUGAUGAUUACUGACGAUGUGGAAGAGGUUGACCUCACUGAGAUGGACCUUGAAUCCCAACGCAGACAAUACAGUGGAGAGGCCUACGAGGAAGAUGAAGGGCCUAGGCAUAGUGGGGUUCAGUGCCAGACACAAUGAAUGUGAGAAUUACAGAUGAAAUGGAGUUCAGUGGGAACCACUUGUGUACACUGUAAAUGUAGUGCAUGUUAUUAAACCUUCUGGGUGUCAUGUUUGGGUUUUUGUGAGGUUCAUUUGCAAAAAACAAAGGCCAUAAUUCAAGUUUGCCUUUUGCACAUUUUUGUUGAUCACUUCCCCCCCAAGAAAGUCUAUCAAGAGUAUUAAAGUGAAGAUGUAAAAAUGUAUGCUUUCUAUGAAGGUGAAAUAUAGAUUUAUACAGCAAGUCCAUGUGCGUGUACUCAACUGCAUUCAUCCCAUUUUGAAACAUGCUAUUUGUUAUUUUCUUGAAAUAAAUUUUGUAUGGAAAAACUAGA
Molecule: messenger RNA, 1693 nt
Organism: Lepisosteus oculatus (spotted gar)
Lineage: Eukaryota; Metazoa; Chordata; Actinopteri; Semionotiformes; Lepisosteidae
Gene: dnaja
Product: DnaJ heat shock protein family (Hsp40) member A
Biological process (GO): response to heat; protein refolding
Cellular component (GO): cytoplasm; cytosol
Molecular function (GO): ATP binding; Hsp70 protein binding
Source: RefSeq, a predicted model, not a curated record